This is a messenger RNA of Glycine soja, 1631 nucleotides long. Its product is annotated as endonuclease 4-like. Gene Ontology annotation, biological process: DNA catabolic process. Gene Ontology annotation, molecular function: nucleic acid binding; endonuclease activity. NCBI's taxonomy places the organism in Eukaryota, Viridiplantae, Streptophyta, Magnoliopsida, Fabales, Fabaceae. The transcript has 9 exons. The coding region runs from base 176 to 1084 and encodes 302 amino acids. The record is from RefSeq and is a predicted model, not a curated record.
GACAAUUUAGGAAGUUACUUUUUGUUGGGGUUUGGGUAUUUAGGAAUCUUAGGCUUUGCCUUGCACCAAACUCAUAUUCAUAUAACACUCCUUCGAUUCUUGUAUUCUCGUAUUAGCACAAGAUUUCGUUUUUGUCUAUCUAUGUCCCCAUCGUAAUUGAUGGUAUAACAUCAACAUGCAUAUGAUUAUUGGUUAUGAGAGAGUGAGAGUGCUGUUUCUUCUGUUUCUGAUACCACUGCCAACGGUUCUGGGUUGGGGCAAGGAGGGCCACUAUGCCACUUGUAAGAUUGCACAGGAGUAUCUUAGUGAAGAUGCUCUAUUUGCGGUCAAACAAUUGCUUCCAGAUUCUGCUCAAGGUGAUCUUGCUGCCGUUUGCUCUUGGGCUGAUGAGGUUGGCCAUACUCACCGCUAUCAUUGGAGCAGCGCUUUACAUUACGUUGACACACCGGAUUUCAAGUGUAACUAUGAAUACUGCAGAGACUGUCAUGAUUCUUACAGACAUAAACAUAGGUGUGUUAGUGGAGCAAUAUACAACUAUACAAUGCAACUUAAAUCAGCUGAUGCAGGCAUUUCAUCUGAAUUUAACUAUAACUUGACCGAGGCACUUAUGUUCUUGUCACAUUUUGUUGGGGAUAUUCAUCAGCCUCUACAUGUUGGUUUCACUGGAGAUCUGGGUGGAAACACAAUAACAGUUCAUUGGUACCGAAGGAAAGCAAAUCUUCAUUAUGUGUGGGAUGACUUGAUUAUUCAGUCUGCUCUAAAAACAUUCUAUGACUCUGAUCUUUCUAUUAUGAUACAAGCCAUUCAAAGGAAUAUUACAGAUAAUUGGCUAAAUGAUGUAUCAACUUGGGAACAUUGUGCUCACAACUACACAGCCUGUCCAAAUCGGUAUGCUUCUGAAAGCAUUAGCUUAGCAUGCAAAUUUGCUUACAGGAAUGCUACCCCAGGAAGCACUUUGAAAGAUGAGUACUUCCUUUCUCGGCUGCCUGUUGUGGAGAAAAGGCUGGCUCAAGGUGGUGUGCGACUUGCAGCUAUCCUUAACCGUAUUUUCACUUCUUCCAAGACCAGAAUUGCUCAAGCUUGAACACACAUCUUCAGUGGAUCAUUCCAUGGUAAUUAUAGCUGUCAUUUGGGCAUGCACCAAAAGUAGAGAGACCUUCAGUGCUCUCUGCUUGUUAAAUCUUCUAAUAUGAAGUAGCAGAAUUAUUGCCCUUGACCUGUUUAUAUGCCAUUAUGCCUAUUCAUUGAGCCUUGUGUAAAGGACAGUUUGCUUGAUUUGGACAAGGCACUAGGCACAUGAAGUUACCUAAAGCAUUACGCUCACAUGUUCCCUACCGGUGAGGCCUAUAAUGGUCUCUAGAAAAUUAAGGAUCAUGGAUGGUUCAUGAUCAGAGCCAUAUACUUUGUAUCAAUUAAUGAAAUUAAUUUUGGACCAUUGUAGAAGCCACCAUUCUGUACCUAUUGGAAGUGGUGUGAUUGGCAAUGGGACUCCUUUUGAAGUGAGAAAUCUUGUUUUCAACAACCUUAUUGUAAUUCAGUUGCUUACAACAGAACCAUCAACAUGGGUCAUUACCUCUUAAUGGAACAAUUGAUACUUUCACUUCCCCUAUAUGAAUUGAUUAUUACUUCUC